Molecule: messenger RNA, 307 nt
Organism: Marmota monax (woodchuck)
Lineage: Eukaryota; Metazoa; Chordata; Mammalia; Rodentia; Sciuridae
Exons: 1
Coding region: 119-298 (59 amino acids)
Source: RefSeq, a predicted model, not a curated record
CGCAGGCUUUCCUUCAGAUCCCUCUGUGAUGCUACUGUUUGCAGUGAUGCUUGGAGGGCAGGCACCUGCUGCUCUGUAAUGAUUCAGCCUCUUUCAGCCGUCGCGUUAACACAACAGGAUGCUGUUGCUACUGUCACUGCUGCCUCUCCUGCCGCCGCCGCUGCUGCCGCCGCCGCUGGUCCUGCUUUUGCUUUUACUUCUCCUGCAUGACACUUGUUUUCUUCAUCUAAGCAGACACCAGCUUCAGAUACUUGAGGUGAGAAACAUGCCUUUCAGUUUGGGCUACUGGUUUACUUAAUUAGCCAGC